AUGCCUUCCUCAGAGAGGCACACACACUCAGUCUCGCCACCCCCAGUUGAUUUCAUCAUAGCUAAGAGUGAGCAGGAAUGGAAGAAGCGAGCAUGCCGCUUCCAGGCUGAAAUUGUGCAUUUUUUGCUUCGGAAGCCUAAAAAGGACUUGGUUUCUACUGCCGCUACAGGAAGUGGAAAAACAUAUAUUUUCUUCCUCCCCUCCUUGUUCGAAGAAGAAAAAGGCAGCAUCACUUUUGGAAUUGUGCCUCUAAAAAAACUUGGUGACCAGCACAGAGAUAGUGCACAACAAUUGGGAUUGACUGCCAUAUCGCUUGAAGCAAAGACAAUUAAUAAGGAAGUUGUCAAGGUAUGUAACAGGGCAAUCUUGAAGCCGCUGUGGAGGAACAAAAUUUUUGUUAGUAAUAUAAAUCGCAUUAUUGUGGAUGAGGCACACUCUGUGGCCCAGUGGUCAUCUUUCCAAGCAGCAUACAAAGAGCUAACAUGGCUCUAUGCAUACCUCUGUCACCGAUGCCAGUGGUACCUGACAUCCGCAACGUUGAAUGCCAAGACAUGUUCUCAAGUACUUGGGCAGGUUGGCAUGGCUCCAUGGAUAAGCCCAAGUGGUGGCAAUGGGACCACAUGGCUGCGUCGAUCUAAUGAAUGGCCAAAUCUCCAUUAUUGUGUGUGGGAAAUGGAGUAUAGUAAGAGUUCUUACUAUGACCUUGCUUUCCUCAUUCCGCUUCACCUGGAAGAGUCACACCCGAUGCCAGAAUCGUUUGUCGUAUACUGUAAUUCUUGUGAUGAGGCCGAACGCAGUGCAGAAUUCCUACGAUCACGAGUCUGUAAAGCGCUCUGCCACAAAAUCAUUUGGAUCCAUUCUGGAAUGUCUGAUAAGCACAAGCUGAAAGUGGUGGAGGACUUUAGGGAUGGGAAGCUUAUCGGCAUCACCAGCACGGAAUCACUUGGAUUGGUUUGA
Molecule: messenger RNA, 957 nt
Organism: Cantharellus anzutake
Lineage: Eukaryota; Fungi; Basidiomycota; Agaricomycetes; Cantharellales; Hydnaceae
Product: P-loop containing nucleoside triphosphate hydrolase protein
Exons: 2
Coding region: 1-957 (318 amino acids)
Biological process (GO): double-strand break repair via homologous recombination
Cellular component (GO): cytoplasm; chromosome
Molecular function (GO): ATP binding; four-way junction helicase activity; nucleic acid binding
Source: RefSeq, a predicted model, not a curated record